Molecule: messenger RNA, 4200 nt
Organism: Argiope bruennichi
Lineage: Eukaryota; Metazoa; Arthropoda; Arachnida; Araneae; Araneidae
Product: guanine nucleotide-binding protein G(q) subunit alpha-like
Exons: 10
Coding region: 526-1587 (353 amino acids)
Biological process (GO): phospholipase C-activating dopamine receptor signaling pathway; adenylate cyclase-modulating G protein-coupled receptor signaling pathway
Cellular component (GO): heterotrimeric G-protein complex
Molecular function (GO): G-protein beta/gamma-subunit complex binding; guanyl nucleotide binding; GTPase activity
Source: RefSeq, a predicted model, not a curated record
CAGUGAACCGCGAUCGGAAAUUAAAGGGAGCUUGCUCUCUCUGCAGCUGUAUACAAUCUAGUAAGGUGUCAUAAUAAGGUUCAAAUACAGUGAAAAAUCAAACAGAAUCGGAUGUUUUUCUAAAUUUAUCAGAUUCCAUAAUGAUAUGAAAUUGAACUUAGAUUUUUAUGCGCAAUCGUAACUCACAGUUACACUGUAUUAACAUUUUAAGCCUGUGAUUAGGCUUAGCCACACCCCAUUGCGGCGUUUUGAUAUUCGGAUGCAAUCCGCUUGUUUGAGCAGGUACUAAGGUAGCGUUUUUGGUAUAUUUUUCUCUUUCUUCUUCACAAAGACCAUCACCAUUCCAGUUUGUGUUAUUAUUUAAGACAAAAUAAUCAUGUGCGCUUAUAAUUAUUGCUAUGAAUUCACAUCCAUGCUAUUAUUUGUAUAACAAACAAAGUGAUAGAUGUGGAUAAAUUGGCUGUCAUAAACAAUAAUUUUUAUCAACAAAGUUGCUUCGAAUAACUAUCUCCUUCAAGCAACAUUAUGGCUUGUUGUAUGAGUGAUGAGGCCAAAGAACAAAAACGUAUAAAUCAAGAAAUUGAGAAACAAUUAAGGAAGGAUAAAAGAGAUGCCCGUCGAGAACUGAAAUUAUUAUUAUUAGGAACUGGAGAAUCAGGAAAAAGUACCUUUAUAAAACAAAUGAGAAUUAUCCAUGGUUCUGGCUAUUCUGAUGAAGACAAAAGAAGUUUUAUAAAGCUAGUUUACCAAAAUAUAUUUAUGGCUAUGCAAAGUAUGAUCAAAGCAAUGGAAUUAUUGAAAAUUGAAUACAAAGAUCCUUCUAACCAUACAAAUGCUGAGCUUGUUCGAAGUGUGGAUUUUGAAACGGUGACCACAUUUGAACAACAGUUUGUUAAUGCUAUCCGAGCAUUAUGGAAUGAUCCUGGUAUACAAGAAUGUUAUGAUAGAAGAAGGGAGUAUCAGCUUACAGAUUCUGCAAAGUACUAUCUUAGUGACUUGGAAAGAAUUGCUCUGCCAGAUUAUCUACCAACACAACAAGAUAUUCUUCGUGUGAGAGUUCCAACAACUGGAAUUAUUGAGUAUCCAUUUGAUUUGGAUUCUAUUAUAUUCAGAAUGGUAGACGUUGGUGGUCAACGUUCUGAACGAAGAAAGUGGAUUCAUUGUUUUGAAAAUGUAACUUCUAUAAUAUUUUUAGUUGCUUUGAGUGAAUAUGAUCAAAUUUUGUUUGAAUCAGAUAAUGAGAAUCGUAUGGAAGAAAGUAAAGCAUUGUUUAAAACUAUCAUCACAUAUCCAUGGUUUCAAAACUCAUCAGUCAUCCUUUUUCUCAACAAGAAAGAUCUCUUAGAAGAAAAAAUUAUGGUCUCACAUUUGGUUGAUUAUUUCCCAGAAUAUGAUGGUCCUACACAAGAUCAUAUUGCUGCACGAGAAUUCAUUUUAAAAAUGUAUCUUUCUCAAAAUCCUGAUCCUGAUCGAAUGGUGUAUUCUCAUUUUACAUGUGCAACAGAUACUGAAAAUAUUCGACUGGUAUUUUGUGCUGUAAAAGAUACAAUUCUCCAAAACAACUUGAAAGAAUGUAAUCUUGCCUGAGAAAUUGGAAAACUUAUCAAAAUAUUAAGCAUGCCUAAAUACUGAAAACAUUAGAUUCGUUUUUGCUGCAGUGAAAGACACCAUUCUUCAGCAAAAUCUUAAAGAAUAUAACCUUGUAUAAGUGGAAAAAUUAGCAUUUUUACUAUCCUGGCUCCUCUUACUGAGUCACUGUCAAGCUACCUUUUGGUUAGCUCUUUUGAUGGUGAACCCUUUUCCCGAAACAAAAUCAAUUUUGCUACUUGCAAAUAUAUAUAUAAUAUAUAUAUAUAUUAAAAAUCUGCAAAGCAAAUUUAAAAUGCUUGGCAGAAUAGAGCGAUUUUUAGCAUGGAUGCUAUCAAUCUACAAGCAUGAUAACUGUGAAGAUGAUUUGAUAGCUGUGGGGAUUUAUGGAUUUCUUGGAUGGACUAAGUUAGUGCAAAAAUUACUUCUUUUUUUUCCCCCUCAUCUGUGUAGAAGACAAUUUAGAGUUAAGGAAUGAAACUUUUUUUUUGUAUAUAAAAAAAAGUAUUAAAUUCUAUUGAAAUACUGUGGAAAUUGUAUAUGUGCCAAUAUGUUUACAAUGGAGAAGGGAGAAAAUUUUGGGGGGAAAUUUUUGCUCAGAAUUUUUGUAGUAUUUACUUUUUCUUUUUAGCUUUUUGAAAGUAGAUAUUUUCAACAGGUUGAUUUUUUUUUAUUCAUUAAAGUCAUGUUUGUAUGUUUGAUUGAGCAAGGAGCCAAAAUGAAAAAAAAGAAAAAAAAGGGAUAUUGUCUUCUCCUGUAUGUAUACUUAAAGCUGCAUGUUGUAAAACAUAUUACCUGGGCAAAAAGUUUUGUACAGACUGGUUUUUAAAUUAUCGUUUUACAUUAAAAAAUUUCUUCUAUAGAUGAUGUUUUUAUGCGAUUUACAUCUGCACGAGGAGGUCCUCAUGUGGUUUCAUUCUAAAUAUAUUUAGGGAGUCCAAUUCUGUGAUCAUUUAGCUCAGCUUAGUGAUAACAGUUACAUAGUAAACUUCUCAGCUAAAAGCAUUGUGUUCAGAUGGGUCCAAAAUUGUAAAUGUAGAAAUGUCUGUUGCAUGAUAUGUUUCUUUUUAAACAAUUUUUUUAAUUAAAUUGUUUUAAAGCAGAAAUGUCAAGAUUGGACAGGUGUUUUAAGUAAUGUUAAGAUAAUGGAUUUACACUGCAAUAAAUGAAAGUUUUUGAACUGAAUUUUCUCAAGAUAUGUAUAAUUGAAUAAAUACAUGAGUUGUUGAAUUAUGAACUCCAACUUGUUCAGAAGCUCUAAAUAACUGAUAUUGACUUGAUAGAAUGAUUAUCUUAUGUUCUCUUUGAAACUAGUCAGUUGAACAUAUCUCUUGAUAUGGACCUUUUAAUAAAGGGACUUUUCUUGGUUUUGUGACAAAAUAUAAGCAGAAUGAACUUAACUCAUGUGCUUAAUGAGCAUGACCUUCCCAAAAGUAGAUUUUAAAUAUCUAUUAUUAGAAUAGAAGAUAUUGCUUGAGUGACUUUUUGUAAAUCCCUGUGAACAAUAUGUGUGAAAGAUAGAUUUUUUUGAAUGAAUGGAAAGAUAGUUGAAAGAAUUUAACAUUGAGUGGGUUUUAAUUAAAGGACUGUCUAUUAUAAUAUUGUUAUGAAUUGAAUAUUUUGUUUGUGAAAAAGAAUUUUGAAAUCGAGCUAAUGUUAAAGUAUUAAUUAUAAUAUUAGGUACUACUUUGUAUACUCUUUUGAUAUAUUUUAAAAAGGAGAUUAUGUUGUGAUAAAUAAUGAAAAAUAAUAUUUGUAAAUUAUUAGUAUUGUUUUCUUUAGUUUAAGAUAUAUUUCUUUCAGAUAACUCUGUUGUUUAUAUGCCAUUUAUUGUUUAUAACAUAACAAUUCAAUCAUGUUUUUAUUUGAAGAUUUUUUUGCCCUAACAGCAAGGUAAUUUCUGGUCAAUAUAUUUAAAAGAAAAGAAAAAAAUCUUAAAAGUGAAAUCGUCAUUUUAUUAUGUAUAGAAAAAUUACUACUUUCUUGUGUGAAUGUAGCCUUCAAGGUGAGGAAUUAAUUGAAAUUCCCCUUUUUUUUUUGUAUUUAAAAACUGAAAAGUUUUACUGUGUAUAGAAUUGUCCUUGUAUAUUUAUCCUCAUUUUUUUACUUGCACCUAAGUCGGUAUUGUAACAUACAUAAUUUUCCCCUUGCAUCUUUUGUGUGAUUAAUUCUGUUACUGAUCAUGUGUGUUAUUUGCAAAAACUGAUCAGCCUUCUUAUAUUGUUGGUGCUUUUAAAAAUAUACUACUAUUCCUUGCAUUUUGCAUGCAAUGGUAGUGUGAAAAUCCUGUUUUAGUGUUACUAUGCUUUGAUCUAUAUAUACUAUAGAUAAGAUCAGUGAUGAGAUUUUGUAAGAUAAAUAAAAGAAAUGUUGCAUUUUGUUUUGUUUGUCUUCAGACAUCUUUUCAGGCAUUUGUUAUUUACAUGCCACUAAAUGUUUGUAAAGUUAAAAAUAAUUCGAAUGGUGUCUUGGCUGCUACUAUGCUCAGUAAUAUUUUAUAAUAAAAUUUGAGGUCAUUUCAUACUCUAUAUAAAAUGUAGUUGAUAUUCUUUUUUUUUUUUUAAGCUUUUCCUUUAGAAUGAUUAAUAAACAUGCAUUAUUUAUAAAAAUUGA